Messenger RNA from Salmo salar (Atlantic salmon), 1718 nucleotides. It is a transcript of the gene c15h3orf80, whose product is annotated as chromosome 15 C3orf80 homolog. NCBI's taxonomy places the organism in Eukaryota, Metazoa, Chordata, Actinopteri, Salmoniformes, Salmonidae. The record is from RefSeq and is a predicted model, not a curated record.
CUUAUUUAACGUCUAGAAAAUACACAUUUUCGACAACCGGAAAAUACGUAUUUUCACCUUUCACUCGGCACCUAGAAUGCACCUGACUUCAACGUCUGGAAAAUACGUCAUUUUGCUUACUGGGGGUCUUGUCCCGCGCACUCACACCCUGUAGAAGAGGCUACUCGUCUCACUCGCAGAACCGGAGGAGCUGGUGGCUAUAUUAUUCUACAGUAGCUGUCUCCGGAGAGCGAAUGAAGGAAGAGGAUUGGAACAAACAGGCAGCAGACAUAGUAGCUAAAACUGCUGUGGACUCUAACUCACCAAAAGAGGAACCAGACGGCAGGCAGGCACGGACGCACAAGUCUAUCCUAACCGGACGAACCGACUAGUAAAUGGACAUAAUGUUUAAUCUAUCCACCGGCAGCAGAACGUUCAUAUACAGCAUCACCUUUCUGUCCGCGGUCGUGAUUUCCUCCUGCCACGCGCUCCGCCGCUGUGGGGACGUCCAGUGCGUUGAGGGCCAGCAGUGCUGCCCCCCUACCAUUACCGGCAACGGUAGCGCGAGUUCCACGGUGCGCUGCUGCAAGCUCCCGCUGCAUAUAUUCUUCGACAACGUGGGCUGGGUGACGCGCAAACUAUCGGGCAUCCUGAUCCUGCUGCUCCUCUUCGCAAUGGGCUACUUCAUCCAGCGCAUCAUCUGCCCACGGCCGCGCCGACACCCCGAGCACCCCGAGGAGCCCUCUCUCUUCCACGGACACGCCACCGCGUCCCAGGACUCCCUACUGGACCGGUACCCCGAAUACAGUUUUGGGGACUUCACCUCGCCAGUGCUGCUACCCGCAUAUGACGAGGUGAAGUACCUGCCGACCUACGAAGAGACCAUGCAGGAGGUGCACAGAGACCAGUCGGAUGAUAACUUACUGGUCCGGUCGGAGGAACCUGCUGCGGACCGAGGGACGAGGGGAGGACCGAUACCCAGAGAAGAGGGACAGGAUACUUCAGGACACAACACACGCGCGUCACGGAAUUCUGUCUGACUAAAUGUGAUGGACUAUCCAAUUUAAGAAUUGUUAUUUUAUUAUGAACUAAAGGAGAGACUUACAGGCUUUAUAUAUAAUAACUUAAGUGCAAUUACAAUCUGUUGCAAUGAAUGUUGAAAAUAAUAUGAACUGGCAAUUUGGUCAAUGACGUGAGUUUUAUAUGAUUGGGCGGAUGAUUCCCCUUUUGUAAGCAAAUUAAGACUUGGUAUGAGAAAAGGAGACAAUAAAAGAGAUAUGGUUGCUAUAAUUGGCCCUCUUUUGUGUAUUGACAGGCAGCUAAUUUGGCGCCGGUACAAUCACAUUAAGUUUUGCUUAACGGUUCAAUUUACAAAGGCACCGUGAGACAGUUGGCUUUCUCCAUAUUUUUAUUUUAUGAGAUGAGAUGAACAGGCUGAGAAUGAGUUUUUGAGUCUGCUGGGCCUGAAAUACGUCUAUUCAUUCUUAUAUCUAUAUCCUAGAAAUCAUGUCAUAUAAUAGUAUUUGUCGUUUUUCACACAUGUACAACUGUGUAUUAAUAUGCAUGCGAGAAUUGGAAAUGUUUUUGUUUUUUUCUUCAUAUCACAACUCUCCCAGUCACAGGCUGGGUCUAUGAGAAUCACCUAGUGCUGUGCAGUUUUCAGUAGCCUAGUGGGGAUUCAAAAUGAAUAGAAUAGUCACACCAUGAAAUGAAUACAAAUACUCUCUCCAACACAUCUA